AUGACCUGUGUCUCAAAUGCUUACGCAGAGCCUAUGAAUACAAGUUCUCGAAGAUAAUGAAGAAUCUAACAUAUUCAUCAGUUGAGAGUUUUCAGAACGCAAACACAUUUUCUUCUGUCAACUGACGACAGUGCCAUGGAUGGAAGAAACAGCAAAGGCUAUAUGUGGGCAGUCUCGGCCGGAUUGAAUGCUGCUAUGGCCGCCAUAUCCGCCAAGCACUUCUCAUCUUGGCUCAUUCGGUAUGGAAUGGUCAUAAUUUUUAAUGUGACAAUGUGGGGCUGUUAUGUCAACAGUCUUAAAGCUCUCUCAUCCCUUCAGGCUACGGUCACAAACUUUGCUACAAACUUCCUCUCUUCUGGUCUAGCUGGAUUGUUUUUGUUUGGGGAACCAUUACCGUUCCAGUGGUUUGCAGGUGCCCUCUUCAUUGUAAUUGGAGUUCUCAUUAUGAGUAAGUCAAGUGUUGAGACGAAGGAGAGCAUCAAUUGAGGUUUGAGAUCAAGUUUAGCUUGAGAUGUUGUGAUGCCAAGAAGUUAAUGAAGAGAUAUGAUUGUGGAAGGAAGUCUUGUACUUUUGUUAUAGGCCGCAUAUUGAUUAUAUUGGGUGUCAUUCUAAUAAACCCUAGUUGAACCAGAUCUGGGUUCAUGAUCAAAUCGAAAACUGGCAUCAUCAAUGAAAUUCGCUUUAGUGUUCUGGCAAUGGCAA
Messenger RNA from Mangifera indica (mango), 702 nucleotides. RefSeq lists its product as uncharacterized. The record is from RefSeq and is a predicted model, not a curated record. The coding region runs from base 136 to 486 and encodes 116 amino acids. Lineage: Eukaryota; Viridiplantae; Streptophyta; Magnoliopsida; Sapindales; Anacardiaceae. The transcript is spliced from 3 exons.